Molecule: messenger RNA, 667 nt
Organism: Vigna unguiculata (cowpea)
Lineage: Eukaryota; Viridiplantae; Streptophyta; Magnoliopsida; Fabales; Fabaceae
Product: protein C2-DOMAIN ABA-RELATED 9-like
Source: RefSeq, a predicted model, not a curated record
UUUCGUUUGUGGAUGGUUGUGUUUGCUCUGUAGCUUUCCAGAUUUGUAAGGGGUUGAAUUGGGUUAUCAUAUCAAACACUUUCUUUUGUUUAAAUUGAAACGUGUGUAGAUACGAGGAGUUGCGUGUUAUUAUCGUGUUUCAAUGGACAAUAGUAUUCUGGGUCUUCUCAAACUUCGAAUUAUAAGAGGUACUGAUCUUGCAAUUCGCGAUGCCAUUAAAGGACGUGCCAGUGACCCUUAUGUGGUCGUCAGCAUGGGCGAUCAGAAGCUGAAGACUUCAGUUAAAAAAAACAACUGCAAUCCUGAGUGGAAUCAAGAAAGGACUCUUUCUAUAAAGGACGUUACAACCCCAAUACAUCUGUCUGUUUAUGACAAAGACACAUUCUCAGGGGAUGACAAAAUGGGAGAUGCAGAUAUAGACUUAAAACCAUAUGUUCAGUGUGUACAAAUAGGGUUCACUAAGCUCACAAAUGGUACUGUAGUGAAGACCAUUCAACCAGAUGAAACUAAUUGCCUUGCUAAAGAAAGUAACUGCAUUUGGCAAAAUGAAACCAUCAUCCAAGAAAUGGUUUUGAAAUUGAGAAAUGUUGAGAGUGGGGAAUUAGCUGUGGAAAUAGAGUGGGUUGAUGUUAUUGGUUGCAAGGGCUUAUCACAUCUCGAUCUUUAA